AUGCAGAACACGAUCUAUGUUGUUACUGGAACCAACAAAGGCAUUGGUCUUGGUCUGGUCAAGAACCUGUUGACGAGAUCAUUUACAACAGUUGUCGCGUCCGUCAGAAACGAUGAAGCUGCUGCUUCACUAAAAUCAAGCAUUCAAGAUGUCAACACGGGCGAUGGUAGCAAACUUUUUGUCAUGUUGCUCGACUUCAACAGCGCUCCUGAUCCUACUGCGGUUCGAAAAGCCUUUGAUGCAGCGACCGGUGGCGCCCUUGACCGGGUUGAUGUUCUCAUCAGCAACGCUGCCGCAGCCUUUGCAGCGUCGCCUUCGAUUGUGACCAGCGCUGAGGAUCUCAGGAGCGCGUUUGAGACCAACACCGUCGCACCUUUGAUGGUAUUCCAGGGUCUGUGGCCUUUGAUGAAUAGACCGCAAGGAGCAGACGGAUCCUCUGCUAAAUUCAUCGGAAUCACGUCAUCGCUUGGAUCCAUUGAAGAAUUGGAGCCCGUUCCUGCAGGUGCUUAUGGUCCCAGCAAGGCUGCGCUUAACUGGUUGAUCAAAUCGUUGCAUGUGCAGCAUGAGAAUUUGAUCAGUGUGGCUGUUCACCCUGGAUUUGUGCGGACAUCCAUGGGUGAAAAUGCUGCGAGGCAGUGGAACUAUGAUCUGAAUCGACUAGACACGAUUGAGAGCUCCGUCACUGGAGUUCUCCAAGUCGUCGAUGGAGCGAGUCGUGAGUCCACGUCCGGAAACUUUGUCACGCAGACAGGUCAGAAGAUUGCGUGGUAG
Messenger RNA from Colletotrichum orchidophilum, 771 nucleotides. RefSeq names its product short-chain dehydrogenase/reductase family oxidoreductase. The record is from RefSeq and is a predicted model, not a curated record. The coding region runs from base 1 to 771 and encodes 256 amino acids. The transcript has a single exon. NCBI's taxonomy places the organism in Eukaryota, Fungi, Ascomycota, Sordariomycetes, Glomerellales, Glomerellaceae.